Molecule: messenger RNA, 750 nt
Organism: Microtus oregoni (creeping vole)
Lineage: Eukaryota; Metazoa; Chordata; Mammalia; Rodentia; Cricetidae
Gene: Pdzd9
Product: PDZ domain containing 9
Exons: 3
Coding region: 28-750 (240 amino acids)
Molecular function (GO): protein binding
Source: RefSeq, a predicted model, not a curated record
AAGGUGUCUGUACACAGCUUGAACAAAAUGAGGCAGACCAAACUCACCGUGGGCAGCCUGGGAUUGGGCCUGAUCAUCAUCCAGAAUGGACCUUACCUCCAGAUUAGUCACCUCAUCAAUAAAGGGGCUGCAGCCACUGAUGGGAUACUCCAGCCAGGUGAUGUUCUGGUUAGUGUUGGGCAUGCCAACGUGUUAGGCUAUACCCUCCGUGAAUUGUUAAAGCUUUUGCAAAAUGUCACCAUAGGAACAGUGCUACAAAUCAAGGCUUACCGAGACUUUAUUGACAUACCCCAGGAGUGGCAAGACGUGUAUGAUUUAAUCCCCGAGACCAAAUUUCCAGUCCCAUACACACCAAAGAAAACAAAGGAGAAGGCAAAGGAUGAGCCUUCUCCAAGCAGAGAUGACCAUGAAGAUGUCGUUUUAGAUAAAAGACUGAAGUAUUACAGAUAUCCUCGGUCAGUCUGGAAUCACCCUGUGAGGACACCGAUAUCAAUCUCCACAGAAUGGCAUGGAUAUAAAAAGAAGGACCAAACUAUUAGUGUUGGUAAAGAUGUUAAUUGUGAUGUAGUAAUUCACAAAGACAACAAGACAAAACUGAGGGCCCCUUCUCCAUACUGGACAAUGGUGGAGCACGACAAAGUCAUCUCCUCCUCAUCCUCCACAGCUUCCUCCAACUCAGAUGCCUUUUGGCUGGAAGACUGUGCACAGGUUGAACAGGGUGAAGGUCAGCAGGUAUCAAAGUUUGGUUAG